CGAGGGAGCGCGCCCUCGGUCGCCGCCAGCUAGACGCAGCUCUCGCGCUCGAUGCAGGUAAAUCCGCGUCCAAGACGCAGAGCACCCCGGGCAAGGCUGGCGGGGACCGCUACAUCCCCCAGCGCAGCGCCAUGCAGAUGGAGGUGGCCAACUUCCUCCUGACCAAGGAGAACGACGACUCCGAGGACACUCCCACCAAGAAGGAGCAGCAGAAGACCUGGGCAGUGAAUCUGAACGGGUUCGAUGUGGAAGAGGCAAAGAUCCUCCGCCUGAGUGGGAAGCCUCAGAAUGCCCCAGAAGGCUACCAGAAUAACCUGAAAGUGCUCUACAGCCAGAAAGCAACACCUGGCUCUAGCAGGAAGAAUGGCAGAUACAUUCCCUCCAUGCCGGACCGGAUCCUGGAUGCACCAGAGAUCCGCAACGACUACUAUCUGAACCUCAUUGACUGGAGCUCCCAGAACUUCCUGGCUGUGGCUCUGGACAACUCUGUGUACCUCUGGAAUUAUGCCUCUGGGGAGAUCAUCCAGCUGCUUCAGAUGGAGAAUCCCGAUGAUUACGUCUCUGCUGUGUCCUGGAUCAAAGAAGGAAACUACCUGGCCAUUGGCACAAGCAAUGCUGAGGUCCAGCUGUGGGACAUACAGCAGCAGAAGCGGCUUCGCAACAUGACCAGCCAUUCCUCCCGCGUAGGCUCCCUGAGCUGGAACAGCUACAUCCUCUCCAGUGGGGCGAGGACUGGGCACAUCCAUCACCAUGACGUCCGGGUGGCCGAGCACCACGUGGCCACGCUCGCCGGCCACACACAAGAGGUGUGUGGGCUCAAGUGGUCACUGGAUGGCCGGUACCUAGCCAGCGGGGGCAAUGACAACCUUGUGAACAUCUGGCCUUGCACCCAAGGUGACAGCGGGGACUUUGCUCCAGUACAGACCUUCACGCAGCACCAGGGUGCUGUCAAGGCGGUGGCCUGGUGCCCCUGGCAGUCCAACGUCCUGGCCACUGGAGGCGGCACCAGCGACCGGCACAUCCGCAUUUGGAACGUGUGCUCAGGCACCUGUCUCAACACGGUCGAUGCCCAUUCCCAGGUCUGUGCCAUCCUGUGGUCGACUAACUACAAGGAGUUCAUAUCUGGCCACGGCUUUGCCCAGAACCAGCUGGUGGUGUGGAAAUACCCUACCAUGGCCAAGGUCACGGAGCUAAAAGGCCACACAGCCAGAGUACUGAACCUAACCAUGAGCCCAGACGGCUCUAUGGUGGCGUCCGCAUCUGCAGAUGAGACGCUGCGGCUCUGGCGCUGCUUUGAGAUGGACCCUGUGAAGAAGAAGGAAAAGGAGAAGGCAGGAAGUGCCAAGAGCAGCAUCAUCCACCAAGGCAUCCGGUGAAGGUGGUGAUGCCAGCACAAGAACAGUGUACAGUGUUUUAAUGCCAAUAAAUACCUUAAUCUGCUUUUUACAGAGUGUGGAAUCAGUGACCAAGGUGUAAAGGAGUUGGGCUCCAGGCAGUAGCCAGUAAAGCCUAGGAACUAUGCCUAGAUCAUCCCCAACCACUGGUUGCCAACCUCUUGAACACCAAGUCCACAAGUCCCCUGGGAGUCUUCCCCUGCCUCUGCUUUCAAGGGGAAGUGUUUCUUGACGUUCACUCUAAGCCUACUUUGCUGCUUCAAGCCAUUGGUCUAUGCCCUCCUGCAGCGAGAGAGAGAAGGGGUUUUCAGUCCUCUGGCAGCCCUUCAAGUAUUUGAACACUUAUCAUGGCCCCUUGUCAGUGCCUUUCCCAGAAGCUGUGCGUGCCCAGCUCCCACAGCUUCUCCUUGUCUGACUCUUAAAAAAAAUGUCCACUCCACUGCAUAGUUACUUGGUCAAAGGGGGAGAUCGGGUUUGUUUUUCAUAAAU
This is a messenger RNA of Alligator sinensis (Chinese alligator), 1883 nucleotides long. RefSeq names its product cell division cycle 20 (gene CDC20). Bases 132 to 1376 code for a protein of 414 amino acids. Gene Ontology annotation, molecular function: protein binding; ubiquitin ligase activator activity; anaphase-promoting complex binding. Lineage: Eukaryota; Metazoa; Chordata; Crocodylia; Alligatoridae. The record is from RefSeq and is a predicted model, not a curated record. Gene Ontology annotation, cellular component: anaphase-promoting complex. The transcript is spliced from 9 exons. Gene Ontology annotation, biological process: positive regulation of anaphase-promoting complex-dependent catabolic process; anaphase-promoting complex-dependent catabolic process; positive regulation of ubiquitin protein ligase activity.